UCAAAGAUUGACUUGAUAAAAAGUAAACUACGUAUCAGCACGAUUUGAAUGUUCUUUGUUUAUUUAUAUAUUUUAUUUAUUUGAUUCUAUGUAGAAUCGUUUUAAAUCAUGAAGAAAGGUUAUAAAGUGACUGAUGUUAAACGAGAAAAGAAAAUUGGCGUGGCAGCUGAAAGUUUACACGAGUUGAUCGAGAAAUCACACAAAAAAUUAGAAUUCAAUGUCAGCUGCGGAGAAUGUAAUUUAUACGUGGCUGAAGAUGGGACGCUAGUUGACAAUGAUGAGUACCUAGCCACUCUGCCACCACAAACCGUCUUCAUUUUGCUAAAGGAUUCAGAAAAGAUGAUAACAGAUUUUGAUUAUUAUUACAAUAUGAUCCUGUCAACUAAGAAAGAGUACAUAGAUACAGGAGCAGCAGCCAAGCAGUUUUUAUCGACAAACAUCAAAGAGAAGUUCAAAGUCUUUCAAAAGUACAUUGCAGCUGCUGACGAUGCUAGAAUAGAGCUCAGCGAGAGAACACAAGAUCCAGCUUGGUUUGAAGGUCUAGAACCCUCUGAGAAAACAAAAGAGCAAUCAAUGUCUAAACGGGUCAAAGAACGAAUGCGUGGCUACUAUUACAAGACGAAAUCAGCACUGCAGUCUUCCGAAACAUAUGUGCAAUCCCGCAACGGACGCGGUAAGAAAAUUAUCGAUCAGUUUUUGUUAGAUCUGCGCAAACUACUUGAAUCGAACAAGUAUAACGAGGGCUAUUUCAAUCGUAAAGCAGACAAAAGCGUCCGACUGUGCAAUGCGACUGGUCUCUUUGAAUGCGGUGGCUUAUGGAACAAUAACAAAUGUGCCUAUGAAGGUGACCACAUUAUCAACCCAUACCGGAGCCGCGAGGAACGAAUCAUAUUCCAAACAUGGAAUUUGGAUCACAAAAUUGAACUCUCCCGUUCAAUAAUACCUAAAAUUCUGGAAGCCAUAGAAGUUUUGUAUAAGGGUGAUUUUAAAUGUACAGUGUGCUACAAAUACUCUAAACCGGGUAGCAUUGAUACAGAUAGGUAUUAUCUGCAAAUCUUUACAAAAAACAACCUCAAACUGGUUCACAUUGUAUGUCAUCAUAAGGGCAGGCACAGUGCUGCCUCUGACGUUUACACUGUCUGCAACAAUUGUAGCAGACAUACUAUUGAAUAUAUAUGAAUAUUUACAAAUGAUAGGUCUCUAUUUUUAUGCUGUAGGUAUAUAUGCUAUUAGGACAUCCUGUAAUGGGGGAAUAAUGUGAACUGAUCUGAGAUUAUUUUUAAUUAUUUACUUAAAAUGUUUACCAAAGAUAUGACAUAUUUCCAUUGUCCUGGAUUAGAUGGAAUACUAUUUUUGAUUGAUUUAUCAAGUAUGUGAGCUUAUUCUGAAAUUUCUAUUAAUGAAAUUUUUUGAAGAAUUAAUAUUUCUAAAUAUUGCCGAUAGCCAAAAGUAAGAUGACACAAAAAUUAAGAAACAAUUUUAUUAAAUUCAAAAUAAAGUAAUUGAGUUAAUGCUGAAUGAAUUUUUGUUAAAUGAAUUGUAGUUUAUGGAUAUUAAUAGAGAUAAAGCCUUUUGAAUGUAGUGAUUAUUUACAUAUUAAAAUAUUGUUAUUGUUUCAUAGCAUAGUUUUUUCUAUUCCUUAAUAUUUAUAUCCUUUCCCUUUGUACUAUAUUUAUUAAGGACAACAUGUUUUGUGACGUUAUAAUCAUUGUCUAACUUAAGCGGUUUUUAUUUCAUAAAUUUCAAUUAAUAUGAAAAUGUUCACAUCAAAUAGUUUCUUGUAAUAUUAGGUCUUUACCUACGAAAUUGCCGUUUUUAGUAUACACAGAAAUUUCCACUUAGUUUUUUAUUUAUAUCAAUCACAAGAUGCACUCUUGGUAUCGAUGUAUCUCUGCAAGCACGGUUGGUAUUUUUCAAUGCCCUUCAUGAAGAAGUCAGGUGUGUGGGAGCCAAUAAAUACUCUUUGAUGGCACUGUGAUGCCUUUCGGACACUUAAUUUUGCGUGCCCACGAGAUGUUCAAACUUUGCAUAAAGUAGAAAUCUGUGAGCGCAAGGUCUAAUGAGUACCUACGGAGGAGGACGCACAACAUCCAACCCUAGACACAGCAACUAAGCAAGCUGACUAAACAUUCGCGAGAUUCUCGAUCAUUAUGUCCAGUUCUUCGCAGUACACAUCCGGCACUAGACCACCAAACAGUGACCAUGACUUUUUUGGUGUCAGUUUUCAUUUGCGGCAUUGCCUAAGUACUGGACCAAAGUCUAACCAACAUGAUGAACUAUUUAUGAUUAUCAAAAAGAAUUCAUUUAUCACCGCAAGUGACCAUGCUGUUAAAAAAAAAAUCUUCGCUUCUGUCUGUUAAGCAAUGCACGGUAUACCUUAACGCGUUCGUCGCGCCGCUGGCAAUCGCUAAGUUUGUGCGGAAACAACUAUGUUUUUUACCUUGCCAAAUUAGAUGCAAAUGGACUAAUAUUGUUUAGAUGCUAAGGUUUUUUUUAUUGCUUAGUUGGGUGGACGAGCUCACAGCCCACCUGGUGUUAAGU
This is a messenger RNA of Bombyx mandarina (wild silkworm), 2541 nucleotides long. It is a transcript of the gene Drep4, whose product is annotated as DNA fragmentation factor-related protein 4. Gene Ontology annotation, biological process: apoptotic DNA fragmentation; apoptotic process. NCBI's taxonomy places the organism in Eukaryota, Metazoa, Arthropoda, Insecta, Lepidoptera, Bombycidae. Gene Ontology annotation, molecular function: DNA endonuclease activity. Gene Ontology annotation, cellular component: cytoplasm; nucleus. The record is from RefSeq and is a predicted model, not a curated record.